AUGGCUUCGAUUUCUGUCUUGGAUUUUACUCAAAAAUACGCGAGCGCUGACAUUUUCUCUCUCUCUCUCACACACAUAUGCGCACAAAACACGCAUUACACAGUGCUGGAUCACUCGACUGCGCUCGCUUUGUACGUGAAAGGAAGCCGCGGGCGAACAGCAGAAAACGAACUGAAUAAUAAUAACUUAUGGGAAUACCGAGGUUGCGUGACGUUAUCGGAACCGUCGAACACGUUCAACUUGACGUGGCCGAUCGACCCGGGCACUUCUCAAUUUUACGAGGACGCUUCGAUAGGCGUUUCUUUAGAACCACUCGAGGAGUGUUUACAAAAAGACGCCAAAAUUAGUGGCAGUAAAGAGUUGUUCGCGCAGCGAGUCGCGUUAGAUUUGUGGAACUUUUUGAAGAGUUUCACCAGCGGAAACGAGACGGAACAUUUAGUCGUUCCGAGGAACGUUUUCGAUAGUUGGUAUCAAAAGUUUACGACAAAGUUUCGACGGGAUCCGGAUUUUUUAACCCGGAAUGUCAACGUCGUUUGA
Bathycoccus prasinos is the source of this 537-nucleotide messenger RNA. RefSeq lists its product with no specific name. Gene Ontology annotation, biological process: protein import into nucleus. Gene Ontology annotation, cellular component: nucleus; cytosol. The record is from RefSeq and is a predicted model, not a curated record. NCBI's taxonomy places the organism in Eukaryota, Viridiplantae, Chlorophyta, Mamiellophyceae, Mamiellales, Bathycoccaceae. Gene Ontology annotation, molecular function: nuclear import signal receptor activity. The transcript has a single exon. Bases 1 to 537 code for a protein of 178 amino acids.